AUGAGUUUAGUCGCGAAUACAGGGAAGUUGGCCGGUCGUACCCUAUUCAUAACGGGAGCGUCCCGUGGUAUCGGUAAAGCUAUCGCACUCAAAGCAGCUAAAGAUGGAGCUAACGUAGUUGUUGCUGCUAAAACCGCAGAACCUCAUCCAAAAUUACCGGGAACUAUUUACACGGCCGCAGAAGAGAUUGAAGCUCUUGGUGGAAAAGCUUUACCCUGCAUUGUUGAUGUGAGAGACGAGAAACAGAUUCAGAAAGCAAUUGACGAAGCUGUUAAAAAGUUCAAUGGCAUUGAUAUCCUCGUAAACAAUGCUUCAGCCAUAUCACUCACUGGAACCGCAGAGACUGAUAUGAAGAGAUAUGACCUCAUGCACAAUAUUAACACCAGGGGCACAUUUUUGGCAUCAAAACUAUGUCUGCCAUUGUUGAAAGAAAGCAACCACGCUCACAUUCUGAACCUGUCGCCACCACUAAACAUGAAUCCUUACUGGUUUUCACUUCAUGUUGCUUACACAAUGGCUAAAUAUGGUAUGUCCAUGUGUGUGCUGGGAAUGAGUGAAGAAUUCAGACAGUUCAAUAUUGGGGUGAACGCACUGUGGCCAAAAACUGCUAUCGCGACAGCCGCCAUUGAGAUGUUGACUGGUGACACUUCAUCCAGUCGCAAACCAGAAAUAGUCUCAGACGCUGCAUACGUCAUGUUGAGCAAAGACCCAAAAUCAUACACGGGCAAGUUUGAAAUAGAUGAAGAUGUUGUUAAAUCAGUCGGAAUCAAUGACCUCACGCCAUACGCUUGUGAUCCAAAGAACGCAAAUAAUCUGCUCUUGGAUGGUUUCUUGGAUGAUCCAGCCUCUUUACUUCAUCAUCAGCAGACAGUCUCCUCGGCUUCCGUACGACGUUAUCAUACGACAUCCGCCAAUUAUAAGGAUAAGAGUGAACCGUCGGGACAGAUCCCAGAACUAUUUUCAGUUAUCAAUAAAACGAUAACACCUGAAUUAGUUAAAAAAACACAGGCCGUGUUCCAGUUUAAUGUGAAAGGUAAAGAAGAAGGUAUAUGGCAUCUGGAUCUCAAGAAUGGUGAUGGGGCCUGUGGUCAGGGGGAACCAAAACAUGCACCCGAUGCUACCCUUACUAUGGAUAGCAGCAACUUCGCUGAUAUGUUUGCUGGUAAAUUGAAGCCGACCACUGCCUUCAUGAUGGGCAAGCUGAAAAUUAAGGGCGACAUGCAAAAGGCUAUGAAACUCGAGAAAAUGAUGAAGUCACUCAAAGCUAAAGUGUAA
Molecule: messenger RNA, 1275 nt
Organism: Danaus chrysippus (African queen)
Lineage: Eukaryota; Metazoa; Arthropoda; Insecta; Lepidoptera; Nymphalidae
Source: the annotation of a GenBank genome assembly